CUGAAGGCAGCAACCCCCAUUCUUCAACUUCCUUCUCUGAUCAGCAAACCAUUUUCACCAUGAAUCACUUCCUUUUCUGCUUCUUCCUCCUUAAUCUUUUCAAUGUAUGCAUGAAUGCUCAACAAAAUUACUCUGGCGACUUGGCUUUGGAUUGCGGCAACAUCGAUGAAUCAGGCGCUCCUUCAGACUUUCUUUACACUUGCAAUGGCCAACGUCGAAAUUGCCUUGCUUUUCUUAUCUACAAGGCUGAACCUCCUUUUAACUCGGUUCCCAGCAUUUCAAAUCUCGCAUCUACGAGCCAGGCAGCAGUUGCUACCAUCAAUAAUGUGACUGAGGAUGCAACGUUCCCAACCGGGAAAGAGGUAAUCAUCCCUGUAAAUUGUUUCUGUUUAGGCCGGUACUAUCAGGCGAACACCACGUUUCACAUCUCGAACGUCUAUGGCAUUUAUUAUACCAUAGCAACCAAGGCAUAUCAGGGAUUAAUCACAUGCAGUUCCCUUAAACGAGCUAAUCCACUGAGUGAAUACGGAUUGGUUCCUGGAACCGAGUUGAAAGUUCCACUUCGAUGUGCUUGUCCGACCCGUGAUCAAACCAAGAGUGGAACCAAGUAUCUAUUAACUUACUCUGUCAACAAGGAAGAUACUGUUCCAGGUAUAAGUGAUAGAUUCAAUGUGAGCCAAAAAAGCAUUAAUGAUGCAAAUGGUUUGGUAGAGAAGCAAACUAUUUUCCCUUCCACAACAAUCCUAAUUCCCUUGCCAACAGCGCCUUCAAGUUCACAAACUAUAAUUCACAAGGACCAACCACUUGAUUCACCUCAACUAUUUGACAAACACCCAAAAAGCCAUAGAUCGAAGCGCAAAUUGUAUGAGGAAGUUGGAAUUGCAGCAGCUUGUUUCGUGCUUGUUCUUAUCAUCAUCCUGUUCUUUACUUUUAUGUUCAAUAAGAGAAAGGAUGGAGUUCUUGAAAGUAGCAAUGAAAGAAACAAUAAUUAUGUAUUACCUGCAGCCAAACUCCGUAUCGAAAUUGCGAGAUUGGACCAAGGUUUAAGAGUGUUUACAUUCAAGGAGAUAAAGAAAGCUACACGAAAUUUCAGUUCCAAGAACAGAAUAAACGGUUCUGUCUAUUCUGGUGGUUUCCGUGGGAAAAUUCUGGCUGUUAAAAGAAUGAGACGAGAUGUAUCCAAGGAGAUACAAUUGUUGAAGAAUAUCAAUCAUUUCAAUCUGAUAAAGCUUCAAGGAGUAAGUGAAAACGAUGGAAUUUUCUAUCUUGUUUUCGAGUAUAUGAAAAAAGGGUCUCUGAGGGAUUGGCUUUGCAAUGAAAGCAGUGGCGAGACUGGAAGCUGGAUAAGGAGGAUUCAGAUUGCUUUGGAUGUUGCUAAUGGGCUUUACUAUCUUCACAGUUUCACCAAACCUGCCUAUGUACAUGGGGACAUCAAGAGUAGUAAUGUUCUGCUAAACAAUAAUCUAAGGGCCAAGAUUGCAAACUUCAGCCUCGCAAGAGCAGCAGUGAAUGAAAAGAGCAGCAUCGGUUAUACAAGUUUGAUUUCAGGGACUAGAGGUUAUAUCGCCCGAGAGUUUAUUGAGACAGGGCAGGUCACUUCCAAGAUUGAUGUCUUUGCUUUCGGAGUUGUGCUAUUAGAACUGAUCACUGGAAAAUAUGCGAUCGUUACACAAGAUAGAAGAGAAGUACUGCUAUCAGAAACCGUUGUUUCCAUCAUGGAAAAAGACGGUGCUGAAGCUGAGCUCGAUUCCUUCAUCGAUCCUAGGCUAAAAUGCGACAACUGGACAGAGUUUGCACUGCAGAUGGCUCAAUUAAGUGUAGCCUGCUUGACAGAAGAACCCAGAAAGAGACCAAGCAUGGAGGAAGUAGUGUCAGUUUUGUCCAAAAUUCAAACAAACAAAUACUAAAUAGGCGCAUUGUCAGAUUACAUGAAAGAAUUUUCUUAAUAAAUGGAAUCUUU
Molecule: messenger RNA, 1960 nt
Organism: Hibiscus syriacus
Lineage: Eukaryota; Viridiplantae; Streptophyta; Magnoliopsida; Malvales; Malvaceae
Product: protein LYK5-like
Exons: 1
Coding region: 60-1907 (615 amino acids)
Biological process (GO): protein phosphorylation
Molecular function (GO): ATP binding; protein kinase activity
Source: RefSeq, a predicted model, not a curated record